Messenger RNA from Lates calcarifer (barramundi perch), 2576 nucleotides. Its product is annotated as zinc transporter Slc39a7-like. Gene Ontology annotation, cellular component: membrane. Gene Ontology annotation, biological process: zinc ion transmembrane transport; intracellular zinc ion homeostasis. Gene Ontology annotation, molecular function: zinc ion transmembrane transporter activity. The record is from RefSeq and is a predicted model, not a curated record. NCBI's taxonomy places the organism in Eukaryota, Metazoa, Chordata, Actinopteri, Centropomidae.
AAGGACGCUCGUUUGGAAGGAAACGCGUUCCCGCGAGAUUUCAACGUUGAGUUGAGUAAAUGCCACGUCUUAUACACAGCGACCAUCGGCAUCAACGUAGUCAGAGAUAUUAGCACUUUAUCAGACACACUGCAGGCAGGACAGAGUUAUCCAGCGAUAUCUGACACGAUCCGAGGUGGAUAAUAUGGGCCGUGUACGUCUGCUUGCACUGACACUGGCCACAUCUGCAGUUCUGCUGUUAGCCUCCCAUCCAGCCUUCGCUCACAGCCACUCUCAUGGUGACCACGGGCACGGCCACGGUCACCAUCACCACGGACACCAUCACCAUCACCAUGGUCACUCCCACGGAGAAGACGAUCACCAUGGACACUCUCACGGCUCUCAGGUGAAGAUGUUCCAUGGAGCGAGCAAGUGGAGCGCUGAGGCCAACCUCCCUACGCCGGAAGAGGAGCACCAUGGACACGCUCAUGAUCACGGACACGCUCAUGAUCGACACGGACACGCUCAUGAUCACGGACACGCACACUCCCACGAUCACGGACAUGGGCACGCUCAUCAUGAGGAAGUUGUUCGCGUGCACAAGGAGGAGAGUGGGCAUGGGCACUCGCACGGAGGGGAGAGAGUGAAGAGGGAGGCAGAGGGAGAGAAGAGGGACACGGUGGAGCUCUGGAUGCAGGCUAUCGGAGCUACUCUGCUGAUCAGCGCCGCUCCUUUCCUCAUCCUGUUUCUGAUCCCAGUCCAGUCCAACAGUGACCAGCACCAGAACCUGCUCAAGGUGCUGCUUAGCUUUGCUUCCGGUGGACUGCUGGGUGACGCCUUCCUCCACCUUAUACCACAUGCUCUGGGUAGCCCCCACUCUCAUCAUGGAGAAGAUGAUCAUGGACACUCGCACUCAAGUGAAGAGUCACAUGACCACGGUCACUCCCAUGGUGCUGCCCACGGCCACAUGAUGUCAGUGGGUUUGUGGGUUCUCGGUGGGAUCAUCGCCUUCCUGGUUGUGGAGAAAUUUGUGCGUCUGCUGAAGGGAGGCCACGGCCACGGACACUCUCACGGACACUCGCAUGCUGCUCCUAAGGAAAAGGACAGUGAUGGAGAGGAAGAAAAGGAAAAGAAGAAGAAAGAGGAGAAAAGCAGCAAAGACAAGAAUGUGCCAAAAAAAGAGGAGAAACAAAGCACAGACAUCAAGGUGUCAGGUUACCUGAACCUUGCGGCCGACUUCACACAUAAUUUUACAGACGGCCUGGCAAUCGGAGCUUCAUUCCUGGUGGGUCCAACUGUGGGUGCUGUCACCACCCUCACCAUCCUGCUGCACGAGGUCCCCCACGAGAUCGGAGACUUCGCCAUCCUUGUCCAGUCUGGCUGCACCAAAAGAAAGGCCAUGUGUCUACAGCUGCUGACAGCCUUAGGAGCUCUGGCUGGCACAGCUUGCUCCCUAUUGGCUGAAGGUGUGGGCGCCGCGGCGACCGCCUGGAUCCUGCCCUUCACAGCCGGUGGGUUUGUUUACAUCGCCACGGUGACCGUGCUCCCAGAGCUGCUGGCGGGCCGCUCCACUUUCGGUCAGUCCCUGUUGGAGAUCCUGGCCUUGCUGUUCGGAGUCGGCAUGAUGGUGCUGAUCGCCGAGUACGAGUGAGACGCAGCAGAGAGGACGGGAACUCCAGACAGAGCGAGACAGGAAGGGAGGGAACAGAGAGACAGAGAGGGUGACGGUCAAAAAGGUUAAAAAAGGCAGUUUUAAGUAGAAUUCAAGUGGAUUAUUUUGGUCAGGGGUGUUUUCUUGUUUUUUUUAUUGUGUUCUAUUUUGGGACAAACACCACCCAUUGAUGGCAAAUGGGAGAUUUUUGUUGUCUUGUGUUUUUUAGCGGUUAACGGUCACAUCCCUGAUUUGUGUUACUAUUUGUUUUUGAGAGGAAAAGUGUCGGCUUCGGCUAAAAACUGAUCCGCGGUGAAGACUGAGAGCUGGAGAGAAGCAAACUGGUGGAAACGUGUUUGAGGACUGCUGUGUUGUUCACUGAGGGCCUCCAUCGGGACAGGAGGUGACGUCUUUCUGUCCACCGGUCUCAAAAUUCACACUGUUCACUACAUGGAUCAUUUGCAGUUUGACUGCAGCUUAAACUGACAGUUAACGUCCUUCCAAAAGUGGCUGAAAGUAAAUAAGUUUCCCAGCUGUAACAGUAAAUUUUCUGUGAUCUGACAAGCAGCUGGUCCUUAUAUCUGCAUUUCAGAGUUGGGUCAGUGAAGCAGCAGAGAAAGCAAAGGUCUGGCUCAGUUGCUCUCACUACAGUGACCUGCUCAGUUAUAUAUGUUUAAUGUCUGUUUUGUUUGAAGAUGCUGAAUGUUAAUAUUUUUUACAUUCCACAAAAUAAAAGUAAAUGUUGUGGCUUCUACGGUUGUGCUCAAAAUGGCAUCAUGUUCACUCUCAGAUCAUUAAAAUCUCACCUGAUUCUUGUUUAUUAAAGGAAAACCUGGUUAGACUUUUAACAUUCCUACACAAUCACAUUUUUUUUCAGCUGAUGGAUGAUUUUAAAAACACUGACAGUUGUGAUGAACAUUUGAAAUAAAGGUUCAUAAUUCUCAAA